Molecule: messenger RNA, 3469 nt
Organism: Exophiala xenobiotica
Lineage: Eukaryota; Fungi; Ascomycota; Eurotiomycetes; Chaetothyriales; Herpotrichiellaceae
Exons: 1
Coding region: 179-3262 (1027 amino acids)
Cellular component (GO): plasma membrane
Molecular function (GO): calcium-activated cation channel activity
Source: RefSeq, a predicted model, not a curated record
GUCAUCACCAACAUGAGCAUAUCGAAAUGUCUUUGUAGGGCAAGGUCUCAUCUGGUGUGGAUCAAAAUGACAAUUUGACCACGUCUUACGUGAUGCCUCCUGCGACGAUACUACCAGCCUCCUGCGGUCCUGAUAACGUCACCACUAAAAAGCUCACUUGGUACAACGCCGUGCAGCCAUGUCCGACACUUUUGGCAGUAUCAUCAACGGCGCUGCGGGCACUGCGCAGGGUAGGGAGGGAACGACAGUCCAGACAUUCGUCAUCUCACUUGCUGCUGGUUUCGUCCUGUUUGCCGUACAGUUCGGAACAUUCCUGAUUGUACGGAACUACCUUUGGGCAAAACGGAUAUACCAGCCAAGAUCCUUCUUGAUCCCGUCCAAGGACAGAGUCAAACCACCACCCAACAAUCCUCUCAGAUGGCUCUGGCUGUUGUUGAAGACCCCGAGCGACCUAGUCUUGCGUAAAGCAGGCAUGGAUGCCUAUUUCUUUCUCCGAUAUCUGGCAAUGUGUCUGAAGAUGUUCUGUCCUAUGGCUCUCAUCAUCCUACCAAUCCUGAUCCCGAUCAAUUAUGUUGAUGGAAAAGGCACCAACACCAUAGGCGCGACUAGGUACAACGUCACUGGCCUGGAUACACUUGCUUGGUCUAACGUGGCACCGCAGCACACCAGACGCUAUUGGGCGCAUCUGGUCUUAGCGGUCGGUGCCAUAAUCUGGGUCUGUUAUUUGUUUCAUCACGAGUUGCUGCAUUAUGUCUGGAAGAGGCAAGAGCAUCUCAGAAGUCGACGCCAUCGACUAAAAGCUUCGAGCACGACAGUCCUCAUCAUGGACAUACCCAAGGAUUUGUGCACAACUGAAGCACUGAUGCAACUCUACGACGAUUUUCCUGGCGGGGUACGAAGGAUAUGGCUGAAUCGGAAUCUUGAGUCACUCGCCAACAAGGACAAAUUGUGGAGGGAGUACGAGGAUCGUCUCGAGAAAGCCGAGACCGAUCUGAUUCGGAGAGUGGUCAGGCAACAUCGGAAGGGAAAAGGAAUCGACGACGUGAACUCAAACGAGAUGUCGAUACUUAUCGAGGGUGCGACAGCCUCAAGGCAUACUGGCAGCGAACCUCACGCCGAUGAGGAAACAACUGAAUGUACGACGCAGGCAGCUUGCGAACGUGAUCUUCAACAUGACCUGACGACAAAAGCUCUUUGGACCAAGUUUAUGACGCCCAAGCAACGGGCAACUAUGCGAAUACCUCGGCUCAAUUACGCAAAGACAUGCAAACUUCCCUUGGUCGGUCGCUUCUUCUCGCUCAAGGUAGACACUAUCUAUUACUGUCGGCGGGAACUUGCGCGGCUGAAUCGGGAGAUUGAGGCAGAUAUCGAAGAAGCGGAUCAUUGCCCACAGAACGGAUCGGCCUUCAUCCAGUUUAAUACUCAGAAGGCGGCACAUAUGGCAUGUCAGACGGUUGCCAAUACAAUGCCGGGGCGCAUGGCUCCACGAACGGUUGAGAUGUCACCAGCAGACAUCAAUUGGUCGGCGCUAAACUACACCCGGCGGAACAGAGCUAUACGACUUAUCAUCUUCGUAGUACUGUUCAUUGUACUGGUGUUCGUCUUCGGUUUGAUAUCCUUCUUUACUGGGUUACUCUCGAGAGUGUCAACACUAGCCGGCUCAACUUCGUGGCUGCACUGGAUAGGCACGCUGCCUCGCUGGCUCUUGUCUUUCGUACAAGGUACUCUCCCUCCGGUCAUCCUCGUCAUUCUUUUGAGCGGCCCAACGCCGAUUGUCCUUCGAGCGUUGACAAACAGCACCCGUGGGGCUACAACGGGCUCUCGAGGCGAGCGCUCCCUCCAGCUCUGGUACUUUAUUCUUCUCCUCUUCGAGGUCUUUAUUAUACCAACCAUCUCAUCCGGACUCACUAGCAUUGUGCAGGAACUCAUACACAACACAGCGUCUGUUCCGGAAAUCCUGGCCACAAACCUACCGACUGCUGCGAAUUACUACUUUUCAUUCUUGAUCCUUCAAGCCCUAUCAAUAAGCUCGAGCUCAAUCUUGCAGACAAUCCGUCUGCUGAACUUCUACGUCUUCUCCAAGGUCAAUAGCCCUGAUGAUGUCUUCGGCAAAUUGAGCUUCACCUGGAGAACUCGAAUCGGAUCGAACAUUCCGUGGUAUACGACGUUCGCCGUUAUUGGGCUCGUCUACUCAGUCAUCGCACCGCUUAUGUUGAUUUUCAUGUUGCUGACGUUCAGCCUCUUCUAUGUCGUUAUCAAGAACAACAUCCUCUAUGUCAUUCGUACGGGGGAUGUUGAUAGCGGUGGAUUAUGGUUCCCAAGUGCAAUCAAUCAGACUUUCACAGGCCUGUACUUCAUGGAGGUCUGCCUGAUCGGCUUGUUUUUCCUGGUCCGCGAUACACACAAUAAGGUUGCGUGUGAGGCUCAGGGCAUCAUCAUGUCCAUCGUCUUCGUGCUCACGAUGAUGUAUCAGAUCUGGCUGGCAAUUCACUUCAAUGGACUCUGUAGGUACGCUCCUCUACAGCUGACGGGCGAGACGUUAUUAUGUGACAAAGACCAAGCACCGACUCGGAGUUCGAACGUGGAGUACACCGGACUGGCGAGCGGCGAGACGGCGGCAGAGAAGGAGAAAGUACUCGAAAUCGCAGGGAAGAUUUAUGCCCCUCGGGAACAGACCGAGCAAACCGAACAAGCUUCACGAUCCCUUUCGCUCGCCGAAAAGCAGCGACGUUCUUCUUUACAAUCACUGAGCACGGCACACCUGUCUCGCCGCGGAACAGACAUGGAAGCGCAAAAGGAGCACGACAAGCAUCAGGCCAAGCGCAUCCUAGAGCGCUUGCAUCGACCUCUCGACGAAGCCCAGCUUGCAAAGCUCGAGUCAGACCUCUCCAGAGCCGAGGCAUAUGUCAGCAAUAGCCUUAUCCCACGCAAACGCGAAGUCACGGCACUGAUGAUGAAUGAUCCCAUCAGCAGAAUCAUUAUGCAGCACAAUGACGACUUGGAGGCCCUCACCGCCGAGGAACGGGAUAUGUUGGUUAGUGUUGCGUUCACGCAUCCCGUGCUGCGACACCCGAAGCCGAGCGUGUGGAUUCCGAGAGACGAUGUCGGGGUCAGUGAUGAUGAAGUUAGGAGGACGAGAGCGUUGAGUCGGCACAUUACGAUUGGUAAUAGGGGAGCCUUCUUUAACAGGAGGUUGAAAGUGGAGAUUGAUAAGCCGCCACCAGAUAUGAGUGAGUUUGCGCUGGUGAUGGCAGAGUUGUGAGCUGCCUGUCCAUCGGAAAGCAUUGUGAAUGGUCUGGAACUUGGAUUUUGUUGCAACAACCCAGUACGUUAUGUUACCACCUAGAGCGAUUGCGGGAUGGAAGCGAUACAUAGACCAUAGCAAGAGUGACUUGUUCUCCAUACCGAUUGGGCGAGUUCAACGACGACAAGAGUUCGAGCAGUGGAUGCAAGUCAAACGGUUGAGUCA